This is a messenger RNA of Quercus robur (English oak), 1801 nucleotides long. Its product is annotated as 7-deoxyloganetic acid glucosyltransferase-like. Gene Ontology annotation, molecular function: UDP-glycosyltransferase activity. The coding region runs from base 171 to 1631 and encodes 486 amino acids. The record is from RefSeq and is a predicted model, not a curated record. The transcript has 2 exons. NCBI's taxonomy places the organism in Eukaryota, Viridiplantae, Streptophyta, Magnoliopsida, Fagales, Fagaceae.
GCCACAGGAGAAGAAACCACAAACCACAAGAGCAGUUUAAAGGGUCACAACACCUAAAGAAAAGUGAGGUAAAACCACAAACCUAAAGAAAAGUAUAUGCAUAUAGAGCCCUGACUGCCACAUGUAGCAAUUAGCACCCUAGAAGAAUCCUAGAUCGAGCUCACACAAGCAUGGAACCUCUUGAAUCAAAAGCUCCACAUGUUCUCAUCUUUCCACUUCCAGCACAAGGACAUGUCAACUCCAUGCUCAAUCUAGCUCAGCUUCUUUCACUUGCUGGCCUCAACAUAACCUUUCUCAACACCGAUCACAACCACAAUCGCCUUGUCCUUCACACCAAUAUUCUACACCGUUUUGCAUGUUUUACUGGAUUCCAAUUCAAGACCAUCCCAGAUGGCCUUCCAGAUGAUCACCCACGAGCUGGUGAACGAUUCAGGGAAAUAUUUGAUUCCAUUAAAUUGGUAACUAAGCCAUUAUUUAGAGAGAUGUUGUGUUCUGGUCAGUUAAAUUCAGAUACUGGACAGUCAGUGACUUGCAUUAUAGCAGAUGGAAUCUUGAGCUUUCCUAUUGAUGUUGGCAAUGAGCUUGGAAUUCCAGUCAUUCAUUUUCGUACAGCCAGUGCUUGCUACUUCUGGGCUUGCUUUUGUAUUCAAGAUAUGAUAGAAGCUGGUGAACUUCCCAUUAUAGAAAAUGAAGACAUGGACCGGCUAAUAAGAAGUGUCCCAGGCAUGGAAACUUUUCUCCGAAUCCGAGACUUACCUAGUUCUUGCCAAGUAAGCAACCUAGCAGACCCAAGUCUUCAACGCAUUGCAAAUGAGACUAUGCAAUCCCCUCGAGCCCAUGCGCUCAUACUCAACACGUUUGAAGAUUUAGAAGGACCUGUACUCUCCCACAUUCGCACAAAAUGUCCCAAAAUUUAUACCAUUGGACCCCUCCAUGCAAUACUUAAAUCUAAACUUGAAUCCAAAACGACAUUGUUGCAAUCUCAAUCUCCAAAUAGCCUCUUCAAGGUGGAUAGAAGCUGCAUGGUGUGGCUUGAUGCUCAACCUUUGAAAUCUGUAAUAUAUGUAAGCUUUGGAAGCAUUACAGUCAUGACAAAGGACAAGCUCAUGGAGUUUUGGUACGGUUUGGUUAACAGCAAGAAGCGCUUUCUAUGGGCCAUAAGGCCCGACUUGGUGAUCCAAAAAAAUGGCGAAGGUCAAAUUCCAGUGGAACUAGUUGAAGGGACAAAGGAUAGAGGGUAUAUGGUGGGUUGGGUCCCACAAGAGGAGGUCUUGGUCCACAAAGCUGUAGGUGGGUUUUUGACUCAUAGUGGAUGGAACUCUACCUUAGAGAGCAUAGUGGCUGGGGUGCCCAUGAUUUGUUGGCCUUACUUUGCUGAUCAACAAAUAAAUAGUAGGUUUGUGAGUGAGGUUUGGAAAUUGGGAAUGGACAUGAAGGAUGUGUGUGAUAGAGUUAUGGUAGAAAAAAUGGUGAAUCAUCUAAUGGAGGAGACGAGGGAGAUUUUCAUGAAAUCAAUUGCUGAGAAGGCUAGGUUGGCAAAAGAAAGUGUGAGUGAAGGUGGGUCCUCUUACUGUAAUUUGGACCAUUUGAUUAAGGAUAUAAGAUUAAUGAGCAUGGCUACAACAAAAUAGCUUGUACUAUCAUUUCUUGAGUUGUUAUUGUUUAAAACUUUAGUACCAAGUGGUUUUCCUUAGUAAUUGCAAAUUAUGAAAGAUGGCACUAUUCAAAUUUUUAUGGUCAUAAGUGUGGCGACACAAUUUUUUACCUACUUUUUCAUGAUUAAUGACUUGAUUUAUUGUAA